This is a messenger RNA of Tachyglossus aculeatus (Australian echidna), 1148 nucleotides long. RefSeq names its product myeloid derived growth factor (gene MYDGF). Gene Ontology annotation, biological process: positive regulation of angiogenesis; positive regulation of endothelial cell proliferation. Lineage: Eukaryota; Metazoa; Chordata; Mammalia; Monotremata; Tachyglossidae. The transcript has 6 exons. The coding region runs from base 1 to 537 and encodes 178 amino acids. The record is from RefSeq and is a predicted model, not a curated record.
AUGGCGGCGGCGGGCGGGCGGAGCGAGGCCGGCGGGCCUCUCUGGCCUGGGUGGCCGCCGCUGCUGCUGCUGCUGCUGCUGGCGGCGGCGGAGGCCGCAGUCGGGGCGGGAGCCGGCAGCGAGGAGGCCAGCACGGUGGAGUUUGACGUGCGACCCGGCGGGAUGGUGCAUUCCUUCUCCCGGAGCCUGGGCGAGUACACCUGUGUGUUCACGUAUGCGGCUCAGGGAGGAACCAAUGAGCAAUGGCAAAUGAGUGUUGGCAUCAGUGAAGACAACCUCCUCUUCUCCUGUUCAGUUUGGAGGCCCCAAGGGAAAUCUUACCUGUUCUUUACCCAGUUCAAAGCGGAAGUGCAGGGAGCGAAAAUCGAGUACGGCAUGGCUUACUCUAAGGCAGCCUCUGCAGGAGACAAUGAUGUUCCCUUAAAGGAAGAGGAGUUUGAAGUGACUGAAACCACAGUGUCCCACAGAGAAGGGCGUUUCCGCUCCGAACUGUCCAAACUUGUUCUUGUGGCCAAGACACCCCAUGAUGAACUCUGAGCUGGAGCCCAAGAGGAGUCUGUCUACUCUCGGCUAUGAACUGGUGGUUAAUUCCUGAUUGGCUAGUGGGGAGGAGACUGGAAGCCAAUUUUGCCCUCCUUGGAUGUGCCCAGUUAAGUGGUGAGCGUGCUUCCUGGGAUCAGAGAAACUGGGGUUCCAGCAGUCUUUGUGGCAGGGAGGGAACUUCCAAGAACCUACUUCUCAAACUUGAGUGCCGCUUCUGAAAUUGCUGGUGUUGGCACUCUGAGGCCUGGCUCCUUAUCUUCCCAGGAAGACCUUCUAGGGAAGAUAAGGAGACUGGAUUGCAGAGCUUCCUCAAGGGAAGGAGUUAAGGCUGCUCUGUCCAGUGAGAUUAGCUUUCCUAUUCUGUUCAGGGAAAGCCACUGGGAUGCAGUGGGCCAAACCUCUCCUCCUUCCUCUCCUCCCUGCCCUGACUCGGCCGUGUUGGUUUGGGAGAAAGUGGUGGCUUUAAGAUCCACCUGGUGCCCUAUUUCUAUCAAGUGCUGCCCCAGAGCUUUUCUUAAACCUACCUGAGUGGUUUACCGCAUCGGUUGAGCGAUUGAAAAUUGUUGUUCAAAUAAAACAGGGCUAGGUGGGGGAGAAAGUCAUUU